Messenger RNA from Branchiostoma belcheri (Belcher's lancelet), 1069 nucleotides. Its product is annotated as keratin-associated protein 10-4-like. Gene Ontology annotation, molecular function: peptidase inhibitor activity. The coding region runs from base 178 to 918 and encodes 246 amino acids. The transcript is spliced from 8 exons. Gene Ontology annotation, cellular component: extracellular region. NCBI's taxonomy places the organism in Eukaryota, Metazoa, Chordata, Leptocardii, Amphioxiformes, Branchiostomatidae. The record is from RefSeq and is a predicted model, not a curated record.
AGCUGUCAAACUGCGAAGUUAUCCAGCUGAGAAGCGAGAAACCGAAGCUGACUGCGAGGGAAUGUGAGGUGACGGAAGAAGCCAGGAAAACGUCAAAAGAAGAAUGAUUGCGAUCAAGACGUCAUGUCGGUGAGAGGCUAGCUGGCCUCUGUCCCACGUCUUCAUUUGCAUGACUCCAUGAUGGUGCUGGCUGCACUUCUUCUCCUGUGCCUCCUCCCGCUGGUCUCCACUCUUCAGGACUCUUCCCAGUGUGCAGCUGUAGUGGACGUGUUUGACCCAGCCCCCUGCCUCGCCCCCUGCUCCAAUGACAGGGAGUGUCCGCCUGACCAGGUGUGCUGUAAGGUGUCGCCCAGUAGUGACUGUGACCAUGAGUGCCAGGUGCCAACAGAGACAGUGGAGUGUAUUGAUCCAGUAGCAGGUGUGUUAGCUCCAGGAGAGCAGAUUGAGAAUGGAGAUGGGAACUGUUGUACCUGCCAGCACUCUGGUGAAGUAACCUGUACCAAUGGGCCAUGUAACACAGACAGCAGCACAUUUACCAAGCCUGGGUUCUGUCCGGAUGCGGUGGGUUCUCAGCUGUGUGGGGAGUCCAUGUGUACGACUGACUCUGACUGUGCAGGGAGCGACAAGUGUUGUCCUGCCAUUGAUGCCUGCCAGUACUCCAUGACAUGUGCAGCAGCGAUAGGGGCCUCUACAGGUUGCAUUGCCAACAGGUCCCCGUAUGCAGAGGGAGAAGUGGUCAGGGUAGUGGACAGGUGUAACAACUGCACUUGUCUGAGAGGAGAGGUUGUGUGCACCGAUGACCCCUGCCCGUCAGGUGCUGCACAACAGGAGGAACCAACAGUCAGUUCCCAAGCUGUGGUGGUACGGUCCACAGACUUGUUGUGCUUAGGUGCUCUUCUGUUGUUUUAUCUUUAUUGACAUGUUAACUCUGCUUUACUCUGAAACACUUGUUGUGAUAGCUAUAGCUGUAAAGAGGUUUUACAGUCAGCCAAGUUCUUGCUAUAAGAGGCCUUGAUGGAGUUGAAUUUUUUUGUGUUUAAAGGCUUCUUUGUAAUGUAUUUUAAAAAAG